Messenger RNA from Aspergillus nidulans FGSC A4, 1554 nucleotides. Its product is annotated as putative MFS myo-inositol transporter. The coding region runs from base 1 to 1554 and encodes 517 amino acids. Lineage: Eukaryota; Fungi; Ascomycota; Eurotiomycetes; Eurotiales; Aspergillaceae. Gene Ontology annotation, biological process: transmembrane transport; myo-inositol transport; polyol transmembrane transport. Gene Ontology annotation, cellular component: membrane. Gene Ontology annotation, molecular function: transmembrane transporter activity. The record is from RefSeq and is a predicted model, not a curated record. The transcript is spliced from 3 exons.
AUGAAUAGCAGAGAAGAUACGGAGCUAUCUGCCGCCCAUGCUCCGCUCCUCGCACAAGAGCCUGUACUGAGGCAACAUGACGAAGACCAGUCAAAGCACUCGAGCGGCCGGUUUAUUUGGUAUUUGACCUUCUCUGCUGGUAUUAGCGGUCUUCUUUUUGGAUAUGACACCGGUGUCAUAUCGUCCACGCUCGUAUCUAUCGACUCUGAUCUCUCGAACCGCCCCCUUACAACUUUGGAUAAGAGUUUAAUUACGUCGUGCACAAGUCUCUUUGCUCUCAUCGCAAGCCCGCUGGCGGGCAUUUUGGCAGAUAGACUUGGUCGGAAAAGGGUUAUUCUUGUCGCGGACGUCCUCUUUACUGUAGGGUCAUUCAUACAAGCUGCUACCGGUGAAGUAUGGGGUAUGAUCAUUGGGAGAAGUAUUGUUGGCUUUGCGGUCGGCAGUGCUAGCCUGGUUACACCUUUGUAUAUAUCGGAGCUGGCACCUUCAGAUGCGCGAGGGAGAUUGGUCACUAUACUGAGUCUUUUUAUCACUGGUGGUCAGGUUGUAGCAUACAUCAUCGGCUGGCUAUUCUCCUACGUUGGUGGUGGGUGGCGCUGGAUGGUUGGCUUGGGAAUGCUUCCGGCAGUGUUCCAACUCAUUAUUGUUGUGGCUUUGCCCAAGACACCCCGAUGGCUGGUACAAGCAGGUUACGAGGACAAGGCUCAGAGGAUUCUGUCAGAGGUUCAUCAGGACGACCAGACCGCGAAACAAACACUGCGGGAUAUCCAACAAGAGGUUGCCGAAGAGAAUUCUUCGAAUAAAAGUGCAGGCUUCAAGCAGCGCUCGCACGACCUGUUCAAAAUCGCGGGCAAUCGAAGAGCUUUGACUAUCGCCGUGAUGCUCCAGGCAUUACAGCAGCUCUGUGGCUUCAACAGCUUGAUGUAUUUCUCAGCAACAAUUUUCUCCCUUCUGUCAUUCUCGUCGCCUACGCUUACCUCGUUAUCCGUGGCCCUGACGAACUUCCUCUUCACACUGCUUGCGUUUGUCUAUAUUGACCGGAUUGGGCGCCGUCGCAUCUUGCUAUAUUCGAUACCCGUGAUGAUCAUCUCGCUCUUCGUCUGUGCUGUGACAUUCUCCUUUGUGGAGUUGCCGAAAGAUACAUCAGAGGCGCAAGCUCGUCAAGCCGCGACGGAUAGUUCCGUUAUCCCACUGUUAAUCCUUCUAUGUCUCACAGUGUAUACAGCAGCGUACGCCUUUGGCCUCGGCAAUGUCCCUUGGCAGCAAUCAGAGCUCUUUCCUCUGAAUGUGCGGUCGCUUGGGUCUGCCCUUGCAACCGCAACAAACUGGGGCUCGAACUUUGUUGUCGGGCUUACUUUCCUCCCGAUGAUGGAGUUGUUAUCUCCGAGUCUGGUUUUUGCGCUCUACGGGGUCGUUUGUAUUGCCGGAUGGUUUGGCGUACGAACUUUCUACCCUGAAAUGAGCGGGCUCAAUUUAGAAGACGUAAAGGCCCUUCUUGCGGAUAGCUGGGGUGUAAGAGCGAGCUUGAUUGGGGUUCGGAAUAGAUCUGCUUAG